CUCGCAUACAAACGCCCUUUCCCUGGGAAACAAGGAGGCAGGCUCGAGCCAUUGGAUAUCUGUCAGAUUGGCGGCACCCAGCCGCGUCGCACAGAGCAUGCGGAAAAAAUGUGAGCUCUCGUCUCCACCUCCUCUUCAGCUAGCCACUCUUCAGUCAAGAGGUGUUGUCGUGGUGGGACGGCGUUUUGUCAGGAGUAAAGGGACAGUUUUACUGCAACGCUAUCUCCAUAGCUCCGAGUGAGAGCAAGUUACCCGGGAGAAAGGGUGUUGCCUUGCUUUUGCCUGACCGCACGGUGCCCUAGCAACGUCCAUGCUUGUUUGCUUAUUUGAAAUUGGACCGAGACAAUUGAGGACGUCGAGGCAGGUGUGCGGUGUCAUUCGGAAUUCUGCUGGCCAAAAGGGUAUACGCUGUCCAUUUUCCCGUCUCAUAUCAGAAUUGUAUGGACUUUAAUUCCGGUCAAGCAGGAUCCUGUCGACGAGGUUGAUACAGUAGAAAAGCGAAUUUCUUCAGAUGUCUCUGCGUUCGCUUUGAGGAACGGACAGACUAGGCUCUGGAUCUAAAGCCUGAGGAGGAGUGCGGAAUUCUCCGGAACAAGGGAAGAAUUGAGCUCACCGAUGCCCGUCUCUCCCGAAUAAGUCUCCCGGCUUUAGAUUUUUACGACGGAAAGUGUAUCCAGCUACGGUAGAACUGUUAGGAGUGCUCUUCAACAUGAAUACAGAUAGCGGAGGACGCGCUCGCAAAAGCGCUGCCUUGCUACUCACCCUGUCCCCCAUGAAGCGUGUCCAGAGCGUCCCGAAUCUGGCUACAGGGAGUGAGUCUCACUCGUCAGAUUCAGAUGCUUGGAGGUCGUGCAGCACCGAUGGCCUAAGGAACGGCGACGACAUCAGUUCCUCCCUGGCCGCCAAGGGCUUCCGGAGUGUCAGGCCCAACCUGCAAGACAAGAAGUCCCCCACACAGGCUGUCAACCAGGUCCCCCUCCCGCCCCCUAGGAGAGAGAGCUACCCCUUCCCCGCCACAGGUCUUAUCCCCCCCUCCUACAGCUCCCUCCUAGCCGAGACCCUCGGACCCGGGAUGCUAGCCCUCUCCAACGAGAAGGCCGUCCUCAACGAGUCUUACACAGUCAAGAGCACAUCUUCUUACUCCCACUACCAGAGUACUACCAACACUUCUGCACCCCAAUCUGAACCAGAACCCAACCCCCAGCCCCCACAAACAAACCCUCAGUCCCCCCUCGCCAUCCCCAAUGACACCAGCAACGUCAAAGCCUCCACUGCUACUCCCUCCACCACCACCCAGCUUCAGGCUGCAGAGCGCAAGGUGUCCUCCCUCAGACUAACCCCCGUCACCAUCCCUGAUCCUCCCUCCCACCAACCCGUCCCCCAGCCUGAGACUCUCACCACCUCCCCUCCUCCCCCAAACCUUCCCCCCCGUAGAGACUCCUCCAUUGGCCCCCAAAGCCAGCACACAGCCUCCCUCUCCGUCCAGAUGGCCCCGCGGAGCCCCAAACCACCGGGGUCCAAGACCCCUACCCUGGAGCCCAAGGCCACAGCCCCAGCUUCUGUCCCUGGGGAGGGCAGGAAGGUGAAGGCCUCCCCUCCAGUUCCACCUCGACCGGCCGCAGCGAAUGUGGUGGGCCAAGCUAUUCAAGUGGCCAUGAAUGGAGGUGCGCCCCACCCCCAGAGGCCCUCCUCACCCCCGGCCUACCCCCCUCUCCCCGCCUCGUUCAGCCCAGGGGUGGUUCACGUGCAGAGUCGGCGCGCAGAAGGUUCAGAGUCGGUGACGCGUGAGUCGGUGACGUCGGGCCACACCAGCGUGAGCAGCACGGUGCCCAUCGCCCGCUUUUCAGAGGAGGAGAAGCGGGUGUCUGUCAUCAAGGCGCCCCACUACGAGGGCAUCGGCCCCGUGGAUGACACGGGCAUCCCUAUCGCCAUUCGCACGACAGUGGAUAGGCCGAAGGACUGGUACAAGACCAUGUUCAAGCAGAUCCACAUGGUUCACAAAGCAGAUGACGACUACGCCGACACGCACAACGCCACAUACACUGUCGACGGUAACCACGACACAUAUGGUCAGUCCUCCAACCCCACCAUGGCCUACCCUCCCCCCAGGACACAAACGUACCGGCCCCUGGCCAAGAGCCCGUCGGACAACGGAGGCCCCGGGACCUUCAGGGAGCCCUCCCCCGUGCCACCGCCGCCCCCGCCCAUGCCCUCCCUCCUCCAGCUGAGGUCCAGAGACAGCGACCGGGAGCGAGACUCGCCCGACACCAUGAAUCAGUGGGGCCCUCCCGAUAGGAAAGUGGACACUAGAAAGUACCGCGCCGAACCCCGGAGUAUCUUUGAGUACGAGCCCGGGAAGUCAUCCAUUCUGGAGCAGGAGAGGCCGACCUAUGAGUUAAACCCAGAUGACAUAGAUUUAGAGAACGAGCCUUGGUAUAAGUUCUUUUCCGAGCUGGAGUUCGGCCGUCCGCCUCCUAAAAAACGGCUGGAUUAUAAUCCAGACAUCUGCCCUCGCCGACUCACCGAGACGUCGCUGUACUUCGCUCCGACUGCUGACCGGGUUCCAGAGAGGCCGGCGAGUGCUGCCAGUGACUACAGGAAGAGGAGGAAGUCAGAGCCGUCGGGUGACCAGGGCAAGAACCAGGUCUCCCCAAAACCACUGGACCCUUACAGAGGCAGCAGCACACUGAGAAAACCAGCCACACGCUCCUCCCCCUCCUCCCCAUCCAGAGCCAAAGGUGGGGACGCGUGCGACAUGACCUGCUCCCCCGGUUUGAGCUCUUCCCCGGGCCCGUACCUCCGCUCCCCUCUCUCCCCCAUGCCCUCCAACCUCGCCCACCGUCGCUACGACGACGAUGCCAACCCGGGGGUCGCCUCCUCGCCCCUCAAACGCACCAUCUGCUUCAAGAACGGCUGGCAGACGCGGCGGCAGGACGCCGAGACAUGGAGCAGUGCCGAAGACGCGCCGUCCUCGCCCGCAAAGCUGAAGUCGCGUAGCUGCGACAACCUGCUCAAUGACGGGCACCCGGGUGGCACCGGCGGGCACAAGGCUACCCGUUCAGAGAGUGCCGGGUCACUGGUAUUCGACAACCCAUCUGGGCAAACCGCCUCAUCCUCUACCCGCUCCCUGCCUCGCCCGCACCGGCGACGGGCCCACGACACGCCAGGCUUCCUGAAGCUCUACCGCAAGAUGCACCACAUUGACCGUGCCCAGCUGCUGCCCUCUGACGUCAUCCGCUCGGUCCGCGCCCGCAUCCUGGAGCUGGAGCGGCAGCCGCACCUCUUCCCCCGAAAACUCUCCCCCUGGGGGCCAUCGUGGGGCCUGGAGGUCCCUCGCGAUACUGUGCCAACACACAUCUCCACGUACGAGCAACUCAUCCAGAAGUCCAAGUCCAUGCCUGACUUGGGCGAUAGCGAGGUCCCGUCCGGUGCAACCACGCCCGGCGGGUCAUCGUCCCGCGCCAGUAGUGGCGGGGGAGGAGGCGGUGGGGGCAGGGAGACACCCGGGUACCCCAUACGCCGUUUCUCCAUCGAGUCUCUUCUAGAAGAGGACAUUAACAACGGGAAUGGGAACGGGACGUCCCAUCAUGCUUUGGACCACCAUCACACUCAACAGGGGGCGAGGAGCCCGCCCGAGGGUCAGCCCCGCCUCGCCCUGGACCCCCACCACCGUGAUUUCCCCGCCCCCCUCGUUUCUCGACGCGCCACUGUCCCGGGGGGCGAGUACUCUGACUCGGAGCAGGAUGCGGCUGCCUCGGACCUCAGUGACUUUGUCCAAGUCGAAGGAUCCUCCUUCUGCAGCGAGAGCGAAUUCGACCACUGCUCGCUAACCUCGUCAGUGGAGAGCUUCUACGGCCCCUCCUCCCACCACCACCUUCGCCACCGCCACAGCCACCACAACCCCAGUCAUCAGUCUCUCGGUCAGGGCCAGGGCUACCAGCACCGUCACCUCAUCAGCUCGUGUAAAGGACACUGCCCGGCCUCCAACACCCGCUUCACAACCAUGCUGCGACACGAGCGGGAGCGGGCCCGCCAGGAGCUCCGGCAGAAAUCCCCCCAGACACAGCAAACCAGACACGGGGGAAGGGGAGGGAGCGGAGGGGACCACCAUGCCCUACCCCCCUCGUCCCAAGCAGCCCAAACCCAGCAGGGGAUGUCCAAGCUGGCCUUCCUCGUCAGCCCCGUGCCUUUCCGAAGGAAAAAGGAUGAUUCUCCACCUACUUCGAGAAGGAGUAGUGGAGGUCGAAGUACCAGGCCCAAGUCUAAAGAAGCCGUCUAUGAAGCUUUGGAUGCUGCCUUGAGGGAUAUCUACGAGCACAUCCGAACGGAGCAAGGCCGGAGCGGCGCUAGGCUACCGGACGAUAGCAUCCUCCGGAGGCUACUGGCUGAGAUCCUCCCGGAUGUGCCCGAGAGGAGCUCGUCGUUGCGGGGACAGAGGGGGAGCCGCAAGGGGGGUCCCUCCUCGAGCUCCUCGUACCCCGACGGGAGUCCAACGGGGUACGGCUCGUCGUCGCGGCUACAGUCUCCGCGGCUACAGUCGCCGCUAAGUGCCUGUUACGGUCGUCAUACCGACGCCUCCAAUAACAACGACUAUGGAGAGGAGCCGAGCAAUGGUAACGCAGAGCAGGAGGCCUCCAGGGGGUACAGCGCCACCACCAGCGACGGGGGAGGGGGGCAGACCAGACGAGCCACCCCAGACAGAGAGAAGCAGCCUGCCAGAGCUAUAUAUGACUUUAAGGCACAGACUGCUAAAGAGCUAACGUUCAAGAAGGGCGACGCGGUCAACAUCAUCAGACAGAUCGACAGCAACUGGUACGAGGGAGAGCACCGCGGGCGACUGGGCAUCUUCCCCAUCUCCUACAUAGAGAAGAUGCCAUUGCCAGAGAAGCAGCAGCCGAUUAGGCCUCCUCCACCAGCACACGUCAGAGAGAUCGGGGAGGGGGUGGCCCGUUACAACUUCAACGCUGACACUAACGUGGAGCUGUCCCUCCGCAAGGGUGAGCGGGUAGUCUUGCUGAGACAGGUGGACCAGAACUGGUAUGAGGGGAAGAUCCCAGACACCACCAAGCAGGGCAUCUUCCCCGUGGCCUACAUAGACAUCGUCAAACGCUCGCCCUCCAAGAGCCCCGCCCCCUCCCACCACCCAGACCCCCACGGCUACCCCGGCAACAGGACACAGGGCUCCACGCCCACCAAGAGGAUUGUGCAGGAUUCGCUCCAUGGUGGAGGAGACCCGUUCCAGGCCCUGUACAACUAUCUGCCCCGUAAUGAGGACGAGCUGGAGCUGAAGGAGGGAGACAUCGUGGACGUCAUGGAGAAAUGUGACGACGGCUGGUUUGUCGGGACCUCUCGACGGAGCAAGAAGUUUGGAACCUUCCCAGGAAACUAUGUCAAGAAACUAUAAUGAUGAAUCCGGUCCACCCCGCCCCCUCCUUACUUGGACCCUUCCAUCUCUAGCAUAACCCAAAUUGGACACAACCAACGUGGAGUAAGGUGAAGUUGCCCCUAGAUACUGAUCUUGGGUCAGUUUUGCACUUUCCCCACUAAUGGUUAAGGUUAGGAUUUGGGGAGGGGGAGCUGAUCCUAGAUCUGCCCCUAGGGGAAACUUCACCCCGGAGCGACACGACCCUACUACGUCUGGUCAUCCAAGAAGCCUUGCCCAAGUGUGUGCGACAACGUCGCAACAAAUAUUUUGUUUUAGCUCUAACUAGCCAACUCUACAGGAGACUAUUCCACUAACUAAACAAUUAUUUUCUAAAUGAUUAAGAAGAGGUAGAAGUAGAUCCAUACCGUUUGUAUUCCUGUCACCUCAAAUACUGAAGGAAGGGUAGCCAAACAAGAUGGCCACCUUUUUAGUGUUGACAUCUGCUUUUCUUUUAUUUAUUAGAUAUAUUUUAACCCAGUAAUGCAAUAAGUUGCAUUGAUAAGUUGAUUGUGUAACAUUCAGUAAGGUCAAAUAUGGUAAAGAUGGAGUUAAAGAUGCAAUGUAAACUGCCACUCAGGAUUGCCUUGACAUAAUCAUGUCAGCCAUCUUGGUUUUGUACAUGUUUCUGUUCCCUUUUUCCUCAGUGUUAAAUCAAUACAGAGACCCCCCCCCUAAGUGUAUUAAAUGUAAUAGGAGGGGCAGGUUGGUAUUUUCAGAGCAGUAUUGUCAUAGGACAUUGCAACACAUUUCAAUGUUUAGUCAUUUGGCAAAUGCUCUUAUCCACAGCAACUUUCAAUAAGCACCAUGAAACAACCACAGCAUCAUUAGUAAAAAAUCUUCUUCAUAAGAUGCUGCUAACAUUUCAUAUUUACUUUACACCAACACAGGAACACUCACCUAUUUCCCCAGUGAAAAUGAUGAUGCUUUGUAAUGCGUGAUACCCAAAAGUGUUGCUGGAUACCAUGGAAUAGGGUAAGAAUUGUUUGGAGGCAAAUGCAUAGAUAUUGUACGCAGAGCCUUCUAUUCACACUGGAAGGCUCUGGAUAUCUUCCUGUUAUGGGCCUACAGUCAAUUCCGGUUUGUUAUUAUAGUGUUUGCAAACUCCUUCUAUAUAGGCGAGUUAUUGCAAAUGUGGAAGUGGCAAUCGUUGAUAUUUUAUUUUUAACCCCUCUCUUUGAACAAGGACAGUACAUUUGUACUUUUGAUGGAAAAUAAUAUUUAUAGAUUUGGGAUUUUAUUCGUUUUUGUUUUGUUUUAUAAUCAAGAUUGGUGGACUUGGCGUUUUAUCAUUUUAGUUACGUGACAUUUCUGAGUACACUACGGAUUUUACAAGUGAGCGCUAGAUUGGGUUGUCGAUAGGGCUUUAGGGGUUUGAUACCGUUGGAAAAACAUAUGCAAAAGCAACCAGUUUUCCCACUUUUUGUAUGUAAAGGUAUUUAUAAUGGGAAAAGUAUUGAAUAUUGAUAAGGCAUCAUUUAGAUGUCUCCGUCCAUAGAUAUAACUCAUGGAAUGGAUGGAGCAAAAUAAGUUUCUCAGCUUACUUUCUGUACUUUCUUCUAGUUGAAGUGGCCUAAGGUGAAGUAAUUUCAACCACCGCAAAUCCCCGUGUCAUGUUUAAGAUAACGAGACAAUAGCCUAAACUUGUUUGCAGUCAAGUCUGACAUUUACUCUUGUCAAUUUACAGCAAACUGUCAGGUCUCAACAAUAACACAACCCUCCUUUUUUAAACAAAGUUAUUUUAUUCAAUGAAGAGGUUUUCUUUUAAAGAUUGCUGUUGAAUACUGUAUUAGGAAUGAAAUAGCUAAUGUUGUCGCCGCAUUCAUUGCCUUUGUCCAAAUGCGAUGUUGUACUUCACUCUAAAUUAAUAUAAUCAGAUAAGCGGCGUAAAUUAAUUUUAUUGAAUUAUACAGUUAUGUUCCUGGAGUUGUUUUUCCUCUAUAGAUCAUUCUGAUGGCGACCUUUUUUACUGUUGGGAAUGAAUGAAACGAUUAGAGUGUCACUGCAAUAGCUUAUAACAAUGUAUUUGAAUAACAUUUGUUAGGCAUACUUGGCUUUUUGUGUUCAAUGAAUAUGAUUUCUGAAGUUAUUUUGCCUUUUUCGUGUGUAAAUGAGUAUAUAUUCAUAUAGGAAGGACACUGACCGCAGAACAAUCGUUUAAGCACCUUAAUAUGUAAUUACUUAAUUUUUUGUUUCUGUCUUUGGUCGGUUUUGUUCUCAUGUAUUUUUCACACCAUCCCCUUUUCAUUCACCCUUCCCUGGGUUGUGUUCAUUAGGCACCAAACGGAAUAAAAUGGACUGAAAACAGGGAGGGACUACCUGAACAUGUCCAAUAAGAAAUGCACAUUUUCGCAUUCUGUUGCAAACAUUUCCCGUUGCUAUCCCUAAUGAACACGACCCAGGCAUGUGAGAGCACUGCGUGUCUGUCGGCGGCGUUUUUUUGUACGUCUUUUGUAUGGAGCUGUAAAUCGAUGACGUGAUCCACUGCUUUAUAAACUCUUCUUUUCUCACCCAC
This is a messenger RNA of Coregonus clupeaformis (lake whitefish), 7937 nucleotides long. It is a transcript of the gene sorbs2a, whose product is annotated as sorbin and SH3 domain containing 2a. The transcript has 26 exons. Gene Ontology annotation, cellular component: plasma membrane. Bases 710 to 5404 code for a protein of 1564 amino acids. Lineage: Eukaryota; Metazoa; Chordata; Actinopteri; Salmoniformes; Salmonidae. Gene Ontology annotation, molecular function: protein binding. The record is from RefSeq and is a predicted model, not a curated record.